This is a messenger RNA of Limanda limanda (common dab), 2218 nucleotides long. It is a transcript of the gene pard6gb, whose product is annotated as par-6 family cell polarity regulator gamma b. The transcript is spliced from 3 exons. Gene Ontology annotation, biological process: regulation of cellular localization; centrosome cycle; establishment or maintenance of cell polarity. Gene Ontology annotation, molecular function: protein kinase C binding. Gene Ontology annotation, cellular component: nucleus; cell cortex; apical plasma membrane. Lineage: Eukaryota; Metazoa; Chordata; Actinopteri; Pleuronectiformes; Pleuronectidae. The record is from RefSeq and is a predicted model, not a curated record. The coding region runs from base 274 to 1686 and encodes 470 amino acids.
UGAAAACUUCUCCCUCACUCAGGAGUCUGUGCGGCGGCUUCCCUCCUCUCCUCCUCCCGGUCGAUCCUCCGUGUCUGUCCCGGAGCCCGGUACCGAACUCCCGGAGCGGAACCCCGAACCGAACACCAGCGACCACUUCUCCUCCAGAGGCCGGAGCAGGAGGACCUUUCCCCCGCAGAAAGCCCGGGACCAGAGCCUCUGACUGAGGGCUCCGGCGGAGGAAUCUUUUUUACUUUUUCCAAAACUACAAACCAGAAUAAAAAAAGACUCAAAAUGAACCGGAGCUUUAACAAGUCGCAGCCGCUGCGGAGCGCGGACUGCAACGCGGUGGAAGUGAAGAGCAAGUAUGGGGCAGAGUUCCGCCGCUUUGCGGUUGACCGGGUCAAGCCCGGCAAGUUUGAGGAGUUCUACAAACUUAUUCUGCACAUUCACCGCAUCGCCAACAUGGAGGUGAUGAUCGGCUACGCGGACAUCCACGGAGACCUGCUGCCGAUCAACAACGACGACAACUUCUGCAAGGCGGUGUCGACGGCUCACCCGCUGCUCAGGAUCUUCAUCCAGAGACAAGAAGAGGUCGACUACGCUAACUUUGGCACCAACACAAUCACCCGCAGGAAGAAGGCAGUGGUCGCGCUGCGCAACAACGACAUCAACCGCAAACGGCCACACAUCCGCAUUGGCAUGCCCCAGGACUUCCGGCCCGUCUCCUCCAUUAUCGAUGUAGACAUCCUCCCUGAAUCUCACCGUCGUGUCCGGCUGUAUCGCCACGGAUCGGACAAACCCUUGGGUUUUUACAUCCGAGAUGGAACCAGCGUGCGGGUGACACCACACGGCCUGGAGAAAGUCCCCGGCAUCUUCAUAUCCCGACUGGUGCCCGGGGGCCUGGCGGAGAGCACCGGGCUGCUGGCGGUGAACGACGAGGUGCUGGAGGUGAACGGCAUCGAAGUGACUGGGAAGUCCCUGGAUCAGGUCACGGACAUGAUGAUCGCCAACAGCCACAACCUGAUCGUGACGGUCAAGCCCGUGAACCAGCGCAAUAACGUGGUCCGCAGCAGCAGGAUAUCGGGCAGCUCCGGCCAGUCGUCCGACAGCAGCGGAUCGACCGGUUAUCCCAGUUUGUCUGUGGCCUCCAUCGGAGCGACGUCCUCCUUGGCACACGGUUACCAAGACGACCUGGAGAGUGACGAAGAGACCGAUAUUGUCAUUGAGAGCAGCAUGAAGCGGCCGUCUCAGAGGUCAAACGCCUCCCUGGCGUCCAGCGUGUCUCGCACACACCAGCAGACGCCAACGACGCUUCCAGGCCUUGCUGCGCCUCCCAGCCCCCCCACACGCCCCUCAUCGGUCGUCUCCACCGCCUCCUUCCGCUCCCAGACGAGCCUCAACGGAGGGUCCCACCACCACAACCAGCAGCACCAGCACCACCAGCAGCAGCACCACCACCAACAGCAGCACAGCAGCCUCAGCUACCAGCUUCACAGAGACCUCAACCUGCAGCACAGCCUGAACCAACAGUCCCAGCACAGUCACCACCACGUACAGCCGCCGCACCACAGCAGCAACCCGGCGCUCCGCCACAGCAACGGCAGCCUGCACAAAAUCCUCAGCUCCCUGAAAACGGACCCACGGCACAGUCUCGCGCUGCCCAGGGGGGGGGUGGAGGAGGACGGCACCGUCAUUACCCUAUAAUACUUAGAAAACACACGCGCUCAGAGACAUUAACAUCCCAAACUGCUCAGAGACUCAAACUGGAAAGCGGAUAAAUAUGAGCACAAGUGGGUUUUUGUCAGAUUUUAAGUUGAGUAACUUCUGUUUGUUUUUACAAGAUAAUAAUAAUAGGAAGUUGCAAGCCAUGACACAAGGAAACUGUGUAUAUUUCUUAUAUUUUUAAGGUUGUUUUUGUCUUAAAAUGAAAAAACUUGUACGUAUGUAUGUAAUAAGCAUCGGAUCAAAUAAUUGUUUUUAGGCGAGUCCACUUUAUCGGAUAGUUCUGAACGACAUCUCCUGCUAGUGACCACUUUUAUAAAGACCUUUCAUUCUUAUUACUGGGACCAACUUGGGGUUGCUUAUGGAUGUUUUUAAAGAGUAAAUCUAUAUUUCUUAUAUUCUGAUAAAUGCUGUGUAGAGUAUGAUUUUUCUUUUUUUUUUAAUAGUUCUUUUAUGCAUUGAUGAUUGUGAUCAAAUCCUUGUAUCUGUUCCAAUAAAUUAUUCUGUCUCACAA